This is a messenger RNA of Halteromyces radiatus, 352 nucleotides long. RefSeq lists its product as uncharacterized. The record is from RefSeq and is a predicted model, not a curated record. The coding region runs from base 89 to 310 and encodes 73 amino acids. Lineage: Eukaryota; Fungi; Mucoromycota; Mucoromycetes; Mucorales; Cunninghamellaceae. The transcript has a single exon.
UUUUUUUUUUAUUUUAUUCAUUGGCCCAACCAAUCGUUGUUACUAUUAUUGUUAUUAUUAUUAUUAUUUUUUUUUUUUUAUAUAUGUGAUGUUCGGUAUAUGUACAUAUUCCAUUCCCUUUUUGUAUUUUCCACCCAUUCCUUUUGUAUCAUAUGUAUCAACACUAUAUUUCUUUGUUUCCCAUUCCAUUUCAUUCCAUUAUUUAUAUAUCUACUGUUCCAUUCACCUACCAUUCUUUUUAUUUAUUUUAUUUUAUUUUUUAUAUAGCUUCUCUUUCCUUAUAUAUAUAUAUAUAUAUGUAUAUAUAUGAUAUGCCCCUUCCUUAUCCUAUCAUUCAAAUCCAUAUAGUCUU